Molecule: messenger RNA, 651 nt
Organism: Uloborus diversus
Lineage: Eukaryota; Metazoa; Arthropoda; Arachnida; Araneae; Uloboridae
Product: CDGSH iron-sulfur domain-containing protein 3, mitochondrial-like
Exons: 3
Coding region: 118-576 (152 amino acids)
Cellular component (GO): intracellular membrane-bounded organelle
Molecular function (GO): 2 iron, 2 sulfur cluster binding
Source: RefSeq, a predicted model, not a curated record
UGAGCAGACGAAACAACAGAAACAAGCAACAAACGUUUAAAAAUUGUCCUCAAUUAAAUUUGGUACUGUUUAUAAUUUUUUCAAUAAAACUCAAACUCCACACUGCUCUUUUUACCAAUGAACUUUUGUACGUCUUUGAAAAUCAUCAAACUGUGUGGUCUCUUUCGAAAUAAAGGGCUACAAGUUGCCGACAAUGCUCUUACUUGUUUAUAUAGCAGUCGUCGGACACCCGAUGUUUCUCAUAUUCCAGAACUAAAUGAGCCUCCUUUAAAGAAAUACUAUGAGGCCUACUAUCAGAAAGAUAAAGGUAGAGUUCAUGAUAAAAAGCCUUUUAAGGUUAAAUGUACAAAAGGAAAAAUUUAUUAUUGGUGCGUAUGUGGAUGGAGUCAUGAUCAGCCAAUGUGUGAUGGGAAAUGCGUUUUACCCGAAAUGAAAAUCAAACUGAAGCCCGUAACGUUCAAACCCAAAGAAACGAGGGAGUACUGGUUUUGCAACUGCAAGCAAACCAAGAAUAGGCCUUUCUGUGAUGGAUCUCAUCUGUCAGAGGGAAGUACAAAAUGCUCAUUCUGUAAUUAGGAGAUAGUAUGAAAAAAUUUCGUUGUAAUAAUUUUGUUGUAGUUUCAUAAUGUGCAUAAAUAAAAAUAUCUGUCA